Molecule: messenger RNA, 1611 nt
Organism: Verticillium nonalfalfae
Lineage: Eukaryota; Fungi; Ascomycota; Sordariomycetes; Glomerellales; Plectosphaerellaceae
Exons: 2
Coding region: 1-1611 (536 amino acids)
Biological process (GO): proteolysis
Molecular function (GO): metallocarboxypeptidase activity; zinc ion binding
Source: RefSeq, a predicted model, not a curated record
AUGCGGACUUCCACCCUUGCUGGCCUGUUCGGGCUCCUCUCCUUCGCCGAUGCUGCCAGGUACGGUUACAACCAUGUUGCUGUUCGCCAGGACUCCGAUAUUGUAGCUGCAAACUUCAAGGAUAUCGAUAUUUCUCUCCACUCGCCCGCCUUUCUCAACCCCGGGAGUCGUCUCGAAGGGUUCUCAAGGGGUACUGAGGGCCCAACUUCCCACGAGGCCAUGGAGGUCUUUAUGGAAGAAAUCGCAGGCCGUAACAGCUACAUGACUCACAACACAGCCAACUUCACCUCCGAAGAGCUGCGCUCAUUCCCCUACGUUCACCUCGCCGGCACAGGCAACUCUACCUGCCGCCGUCGUAGUGCUGCUGAGAAGGUUCGCAUUUGGGUUCAGGGCGCAGCCCAUGGGAAUGAACCAGCUGGAGAUGAGGCUCUUCUUGCUCUCCUUGGCAAAUUCGAUAACGACCCCGAAUGGGCCGCAGGCAUACUCGAGAAGGUUGAUAUCGUCAUCCUCCCGCGAUACAACCCCGACGGAGUCUAUUAUUUCCAACGCGCUCUCGCAACAAAUUUCGAUCCUAACCGUGACCAUAUCAAACAAAACCGUCAGCAGACGCGCAAUAUUAAAGCCUUGCUGGCUGAAUACAACCCACACGUCAUCAUUGAUAUGCACGAGUAUGGAGCUACCACUCAGUACGGCCGGUACUAUCACGGAUCUGACGGCCUUUUCUCCGCCGCUAAAAACCUCAACAUCAACAAGAACAUUCGCUCUUUGUCCGAGGAAGUCUUCGCCAAGAACAUCGGCAAUGAUAUGGAGGACGCUGGUCUACGGUGGGAGCCCUAUGUCACUGGGCCUUCAAGCCGUGAUCUCGACUUUGAGAUUAGCUUUACCGAGGCUGGUACUGAUGCCAAGAUUGGGCGCAACGCCAUGGGCCUUACCCAGUCUGUGACGUUCCUCAUCGAGAUGCGUGGCAUAUUCCUCGCCGACCAGGAAUUCCAACGUCGUACAGCUGCCGGCCUCACUAUGGCAGGCAGCAUUAUUCAGACGGCAGCUGACAAUGCCAACAAAGUCUAUGAGACGGUCGAGGGUGGUCGUGCUGCCUUCAUCUCUGGCACGGACGAUAUCAUUCUCACCGACAGCACCACCACCAGGAAUCGCGAAUUCACCAUGGUCGACCACACCACUGGCGAGAUUGUUCAGGUGCCCAUCGAGUUCGUCUCCAACACUCCGGCGCGUGCCAAUCUCACUCGCUCUCGUCCCGAAGCCUACCUCAUACCGGUUGCAUGGGCGGAUCUUGCUGCUCGCCUCGUUGAUGCAGGCCUAGAAGUGGAGACACUUACCGAGUCGUGGACCGGAGCUGUCGAGGCAUUGCAGAUCGAAUCUUCGCAAUUCGAAUCCGGUUACUAUGAGGGCGCCGUCCGUGCCACCGUCACGACUAGCACAAGUGAGAGAGAGCUGACGCUGCCAGCCGGCAGCUUCCGUAUCAGCACUCGGCAGAAGAACGCUGCUCUUGCUUUUGUUGCGUUGGAGCCAGAGAACAUCGACUCCUACGUCAGCUUCAAUGUUGUGCCGGUUGAGAGGGGGGACGAGUACCCUAUAUUUAGGGUUGUGUCAUGA